AGAGAGAGAGAGAGAGAGAGAGAGUGUGGGGGAGAGGUGUGUGUUUUGACAAAUGGGGAGAAGCCCUUGCUGUUCAAAGGAGGGGUUGAACAAAGGAGCUUGGACUGCUAUUGAAGAUAAAAUUCUCAGUGACUACAUCAAACUCCAUGGUGAAGGCAAGUGGAGAAACCUCCCCAAAAACGCAGGUCUUAAGAGAUGUGGGAAGAGUUGCAGGCUUAGGUGGUUGAAUUAUUUGAGACCAGAUAUCAAGAGAGGGAACAUUUCUCCUGAUGAGGAAGAGCUCAUCAUCCGUCUCCACAAACUCCUAGGCAACAGAUGGUCGUUGAUAGCCGGGAGACUUCCAGGACGAACAGACAACGAAAUAAAGAACUACUGGAACACCAUUUUAGGGAAAAAAUUGGCCAAAGAUGAUGAUCACCAAAUCACCAUUAACCACCGUUCAUCAAAUCAUGAUCAUCAGCAGCCGCCGCCGCCGCCUACUUUGAAAAAUAGAGAAAAAGUUGACCGAAACACAGCCUCAGCCUCUCGAUCAUCAUUGUUGUCAAAGAAAGAAUCUCAGUCAUCAUCACAAGUGAUUAGGACUAAAGCCUUCAAGUGUGGAAAAGCCUUCAUCAACCCAUCUCAGCCGUUCAGUCUUCAUCAUGACAAUGCCUUGGUGGGGCCAUCAAUGGAUGACCACAGUAAUCGACCGAUUGAUGGCAAGUCAACGGAGGAUCCGUACAGCAAGAACAACGCGUUGUUUGGAUGUGGAGAAACUGAUAAUACGAUGGAUUUCAACCCGGGAGAGCUCUGUUUCUCUGAUUUUCUUAAUUCGGAAUUUUUAACUUCUUCUGAUGAUCAUCACUUGAUCACGUGUGGCGACAACAAUAACGAUUUAUCGGCUUCGUCGGACGGCCGUCCUCCGUCGAUGAUCAUCGAUGAAAUUCUUCUGCAGGACUGGACAAAUAAUGGAGACCGUCUUGAACCAAAUGUGGAAUAUGGAAAUAACUCGCAAUAUUCCUUCAAUUUGGAAGAUUGGUUUCCUAGCUAAAGACUAAUUAAUGUACAUUAAUUAAUUCCUAUUUGUAGUCAAGGAAUAAGAACCCAGAAUCUUAUUCAUCUUCCACUUAGUCCCUAGCUACCUAGCUAGCCCCGAAUCAUGUAAAACAAUAUUUUAGAUGUUGAAUUCUUGUGGAAUAAUAUUAAAUUUCUCAAUA
This is a messenger RNA of Tripterygium wilfordii, 1196 nucleotides long. RefSeq names its product transcription factor MYB1-like. The coding region runs from base 53 to 1030 and encodes 325 amino acids. Lineage: Eukaryota; Viridiplantae; Streptophyta; Magnoliopsida; Celastrales; Celastraceae. The record is from RefSeq and is a predicted model, not a curated record. The transcript is spliced from 3 exons.